Messenger RNA from Xenopus laevis (African clawed frog), 824 nucleotides. RefSeq names its product UDP-glucuronosyltransferase 1A8. The record is from RefSeq and is a predicted model, not a curated record. Lineage: Eukaryota; Metazoa; Chordata; Amphibia; Anura; Pipidae. Bases 31 to 405 code for a protein of 124 amino acids. The transcript has 3 exons.
AAUAAUGCCAUAGUUCAUUAAUACUAAGAAAUGGAGCUGUUAGCAUCCACUCAUGCUGCUGUUUGGCUGCUCUUCUGUCUGGGAUCUCUCACUGGGACUAAGGAAGGGAAGCUUAUGGUAGUGCCUAUGGAUGGCAGCCACUGGCAAAGUCUGAAAACUGUAGUAGAGAGGCUGGCACACAAUGGGCAUCAGAUUAUAGUUAGUUUGUUACACAACAAGCAGUUGAUCCAGGACCUGCAGGAGGAGACGUUUGAUGCAGUGCUUAAUGAUCCAGCAUUUUAUUGCGGGGUGAUAAUCGCAGAGUACCUUAGGGUACCUUCGAUCCAUUUUUUGAGGGGGCUGGCUUGUGAAUAUGAAUAUAUAAGUGCUCAGGGUGAGAGCCCCCUUUCCUUUGUUCCCAGAUGAAUUUUGUGCAGCGUAUAAGAAAUGCAUUUGUCAAGAUGGCUUGGUCCAUUAUUUGUAAGGUAGCAUUUCAAGACUGGGAUCGUAUGGCCUCAGAAUUCCUACAGAGAGAGGUAACUACUUUACAGCUGCUCAGCAGAACUUCUGUCUUUCAGUAUCCACGGCCCGUGAUGCCCAACAUGAUAUUUAUAGGGGGCAUCCACUGUGCAGUAAGAGAGCCACUUUCCCAAUUAUGCUCAAUGCUGCUCAGUCCUUCCUGCCUCCUGUUCCAAAUCAUAGCCCCUUAACAAGCACAACAAUCUUGUUUUCCUUGGGAUCCUCUUGUUGAAGCCAAUGGGGAUCCCACGACAUCACCUUCCUACUGCUGCUGUUGGACACCCGGGAGGAGGAUGAAGAAGAGCUGGAGAAGGAGAUGGAGGCAG